Messenger RNA from Lasiodiplodia theobromae, 471 nucleotides. RefSeq lists its product as uncharacterized. Lineage: Eukaryota; Fungi; Ascomycota; Dothideomycetes; Botryosphaeriales; Botryosphaeriaceae. The transcript has a single exon. The record is from RefSeq and is a predicted model, not a curated record. Bases 1 to 471 code for a protein of 156 amino acids.
AUGACCAUGUCUUCAAUCGGCACCAUUGCUCUUCGGAGAUCCAACUCGCCCUCGCCGCCAACGGCCUUUCCUUCCCCGAUUACUGUUCCCAAAAGGGUGCUUCCGAAGCUCACGAGCACCACUACUUUCGCUUAUGAGCCUCGACCAUCCUCAAGCUCCUCUUUCGAUUUCAAUAGCCCUUCUUUCAGCCCUGCGGGCUUCUCCAUUGGCACCAAGACGCUUAAGAAACAGUCGUCAUGGGCCUCGGAAUCCUCGGUCGCCACGGCUUCAAGCGCUACCAUGCGCUCCACAACCUUUGAUAUUCCAACUUCCAAGUGGAACGUUGACAGCGAGCGGGUCAAAUCGCCCGGCGGCUACGACAAAUGGGGUGGAUUCAGCUGUGACGUCGCACACACUUCGCCGAAGGGCUUUUAUGUCCGCUCUAUUGAGGAGUUUCUCGGCGAGAGCACACCCACGAAGCGCCAGCGCUGA